Molecule: messenger RNA, 519 nt
Organism: Rotaria socialis
Lineage: Eukaryota; Metazoa; Rotifera; Eurotatoria; Philodinida; Philodinidae
Source: the annotation of a GenBank genome assembly
AUGGCAGCAUCACGUGGAUACGCCGCUAAUGGUGUUCGCAUUGGAAUGAAUUUUGAUUACCUGGACGACAUGCAACUGCAAAAUCACAGAUUUUCAUCGAUAGCAUUAAGACCGUAUCAUCAAGAAUAUGAACAUCAGGAAACAAGAAAUGAUGAUAAGCACCAAACUUCUAAAUCUGAACAUCCGAGUUUCUGUUCAAAACAAUGUAUGAUUGGACUUGCUAUUGGUUUGAUAAUUGGUGUUUUGCUUGUGGUUGCUGUUGUAGUCCCAGUUGCUCUUCUCAAAACAUGUCCUUUAGGUGCAAUAUCUUCUACGCCCAAUUGGAUCGGUACAUUUCUAAUGGAUGGUGAAUGCGAUACAACCAGAUGUUGUUGUUUAUCGAAUCAAGUUAAAUUCUUCCAAACAACUAAUAAUCAGUUGCAAAUGACAGGCAGCGCGACUGGUAUGUGUACUGGCUCUCCAACCACUAUUUUUCUGACAAUACCAAUGCCAACAAGUUUUCAAAUACUCACUACGUAG